Bursaphelenchus okinawaensis is the source of this 328-nucleotide messenger RNA. The record is from the annotation of a GenBank genome assembly. NCBI's taxonomy places the organism in Eukaryota, Metazoa, Nematoda, Chromadorea, Rhabditida, Aphelenchoididae.
AUGCACCUUUACGAAGCUACUGAACAAACCAACACUAUUUUAGCUAGGCAAGCCUUUUUUUAACUAUUAAAACAAUUAAAAAAUUUUUUUUUCAUUUCUUUUUCAAAUCAAAGCUCGUUUUUUCAGAAAAGUGUCGGAAUUAAAAGCCUCCUUAGCUCAAUGUCAAAUUGCCAAGAAUGAAACUUUGGACAAUAUGUUAUAUACCCGUAGGCAAUUUGGGAAGUGUAUGGAGAGUCGUUUUCGAGAGAAACGAGUCAAAAUGGAAAAAGUCAAACAACUUGUGGAAACCAUUUAUGACACUAUAUUGGAUGUGCUUAACUUAAACUGA